GAAAAUGAUGAAAGCAAGAAAUCCCCUCGAUUUAUUGAAAACUCAGCUUAACGUAGAAGCUUGGAAACAACUCCUAUACUGGGCUAGUUCAAAAUUGAAUUUUAAGCUUACCUCUACACUAAUACUUGUGUCACCAGACCAAGGCCCUGGAUUAGAAGAAACACAGGAUGACCUGCUACUUGCUUUAAAGCUCCAGAGGAUCCAAUUGAUCAAGAUAAUAAGAACUUUCACCAGAACUCUUCAGAGGUUUAGGCAAAUGCUACAAAGUCCUUACUGUCCACUCCAAACCCUCAUAAAUUAUCAAUAUUACUCAGAGAUCAUUGAUAAGAUCUACCAAAGAGCGGUUCGGGAAGAUGAAGUUAUUUUUCAGAAACUUGCUCAUCUCUGAAUGAGAUCAAUCCAGAACUUGAUUUCAGUGGCAUCUCAAGGGCUAGACUUAUCCCUCAAAACUCUUAAACCCACUAAACGAAUGAGGAAGGGUAGUGAUAUUACUCAGGAAGAAUCCAGGGCUCUUACAUGUACAAACACUAAAGAUGUAACUGAUUCUGGAUUCUCCCCUUGUUCGAAGCGAAGUAGUCUUUGCACGAACGAAAAUGAGACAGCUUUUAAAAGAUUUAUUUCUUCAGAGAGUAGGAGUCUGGAUACUCCUACUUCUGCAAAGGUUUAGGAUAAGAAUCCGGACAGCUGCGUUUGUAAAAUAAUUCAUUUUAUAAAAUAUUUCCCAG
Messenger RNA from Moneuplotes crassus, 725 nucleotides. The record is from the annotation of a GenBank genome assembly. NCBI's taxonomy places the organism in Eukaryota, Ciliophora, Spirotrichea, Euplotida, Euplotidae.